Messenger RNA from Pestalotiopsis fici W106-1, 1584 nucleotides. RefSeq lists its product as uncharacterized. Gene Ontology annotation, molecular function: carbohydrate:proton symporter activity. NCBI's taxonomy places the organism in Eukaryota, Fungi, Ascomycota, Sordariomycetes, Amphisphaeriales, Sporocadaceae. Gene Ontology annotation, cellular component: membrane. Gene Ontology annotation, biological process: transmembrane transport; carbohydrate transport. The record is from RefSeq and is a predicted model, not a curated record. Bases 1 to 1584 code for a protein of 527 amino acids. The transcript is spliced from 4 exons.
AUGAGAGCUUCAAGGCUAAACCAGAGUCUGAGCACUCCGGCUCCAAAGGAGGUUCAUAACUUCCGUAUAUAUAUCUUGGCACUAAUCAGUAGCAUGGGUGCCGUGUUGUUCGGGUACGAUCUCGGCUUUAUCGGCACCGCGCUCGAGCUCGAGUCUUUCAAAAAAGAUUUUGGAAUUCUCAAUUUAUCAAAAUCUGAGAAAUCAGCUUUUGCGGCCAAUGUUGUCUCUCUGCUGCAGGCGGGUUGCAUCAUCGGAUCGCUUGGCGCAGGUCCCCUGAGCGAUAGAUUCGGGCGCCGGGUGACCUUGGGCAUCACGGCUCUGUUUUACAACGUCGGCUCGGCCAUUCAAACCGGUUCUCAUGGGUCAGAGGCUAUGCUUCUUGCCGGUAGAGCUAUUGGUGGUGUCGGCGUAGGCGCCGCAAGCAUGAUUGUUCCGCUAUAUGUGGCAGAGGCUUCCCCUCCGCACAUUCGCGGUGCACUUGUCGGCAUAUACGAGAUUGGCGUGUCUGGCGGUACACUGGUUGGCUUCUGGAUCAACUACGGACUAUCCACAAAUCUGCCUGCAACUUCAGCACAGUGGAUUAUUAGCUUUGCUGUGCAACUGAUUCCUGGGGUAUUUCUGAUGCUUGGACUUCCAUUCAUUCCCGAGUCACCAAGAUGGUUAGCCAGGAACAGCGGCCAAGAAGCUUGCGUUCGUGUACUGCAGCGAUUGCGAAACUUGCCUCCUGAUCAUCCAUUUCUGAGGGAAGAGGUAGACGGCAUUCUCCGCCAACUAGAAGUUGAACGACAGGUUGAGUGCAAUACUGGACGUUUUGGUGUUAUCAAAGAGGUGCUCAGGCCUGGGAAUCGACAACGUCUGGCCAUUGGCUCCCUCAUGUUUAUUUUUAUGCAAAUGGCAGGGUCAAACGCCAUCAAUUACUAUUCGCCGGCCAUCUUCAACAGCAUUGGACUGACUGGCAGUAAUACGGCUCUAUUCGCGACUGGAAUCUACGGACUUGUCAGGUUUAUCGCCGUGAUUAUUGCAAUGAUCUUUGUCGUUGACCGUUUUGGAAGGACGACAACUUUAAUGGUUGGUAGUGGCAUUAUGGCAUGCGCCAUGUGGUUCAUUGGGGCAUAUAUCAAAGUUGCAUCACCGUCAGCCACGGCCAACACCGCAAAACAUAUUGAUGGCGGCGGAUACGCGGCUGUCGUGAUGAUCUACAUAUAUGCCAUUGGAUGGUGCUUUUCUUGGGCAGGAAUUCCUUGGAUUUACGCUUCAGAGAUCUUUCCUCUCCGCAUCAGAUCGCCCUGCGUUGCUAUUUGUGUGACAAUCCACUGGGUCAUGAACUUUGUCAUUGCACGGAGUGUGCCAUAUAUGAUAAGUAACAUCAAGUUUGGUACAUACUUCUUGUUUGCGGCAUGCAUGACAAUUGCAAUCCCCUGGGUCUUCUUUUUUGUACCAGAAACCAAGGGGUUGACUUUGGAAGAAAUGGACUGUUUGUUUGCGAUUGCAUCUGAUACAGUCUUGACUGAGGGAAAGGCGGAUAAAGACAAGGCAACUUCCAACGAGAUAGAAGACGCAGGAAGAGCUUCGACGCAAGUAUAA